UAUAUUUGAACUUGCUUGUCUUUUGAAACCACGUACUGCUCAGUGGAUCCCCUUGUUGUGUCCCUUCCUGAAACUGUGCACCGUAUUGUUAUUCAAAGAAAGUUCGGCUCUUGAGAUAUGUCCCGGAUACGGGAGGUAUGGGCGCCAAAUCUUGAGGCAGAAAUGCACAACAUACGAGAGCUCAUCGACCAAUACCCUUACGUUGCAAUUGACACGGAAUUUCCGGGCGUAGUUGCACGACCAAUAGGCACUUUCAAAACAUCUUCAGACUAUCACUACCAGACAAUGCGAUGUAAUGUCGACCUGCUCAAGCUAAUACAAGCCGGUAUCACACUCGCGGAUGAAGAGGGUAAUUUCCCCCAGGAUGUCACAACUUGGCAAUUCAAUUUCAAGUUUAGCAUAAGUGAAGACAUGUAUGCGCCAGAAUCAAUCGAUCUAUUACAGAAAUCAGGGCUCGAUUUCCAGCGUCACGAUGAGAUGGGAAUACUGCCGUAUGACUUUGCUGAACUCUUGAUCACAUCGGGUCUGGUCCUUUCACCCGAGGCCAGGUGGAUAUCAUUCCAUAGUGGCUAUGACUUCGGUUACCUCGUCAGACUUUUGACUGCGAUGUCCUUGCCAACGUCGGAAGAACAAUUCUUUGAAUGGCUGCGCACUUGGUUCCCUUAUUGCUAUGACAUCAAGUUCAUGAUGCGUGCCUCCAAGUCCCUGAAAGGAGGGCUACAGGAAGUCGCGGAUGAUCUUGGUGUGAUGCGUAUAGGAACAUCACAUCAGGCCGGGUCAGAUUCCCUUCUUACUGCAUCGACCUUCUUCAAAAUGCGAGAACUCUACUUCAAUGAUCAAAUAGACGACGCCGAAUAUAACUGUAAGCUGUACGGUCUAGGUCAGACCUUCGCAGUAUCCAACGGCAUCACUGAUACCGGCCGAGGUGGAGCUACCAUUGCCGAACGAGAAGAUAGGGGGAUACCAAGAGAUUCACAAAACCAGACUCCUGCUUUGUCUGCCCCCCAGAAUCAGGGUGUAAUAAUGGGUAUAGGAGUUCCUUUACCUACUCCAGCACUAGGCGGUGCCCUGCCUGCGCCGCUACCAUCUGGCACAUCAUAUGGGCCUAUGGGAGCAAAUGGCCCGUUCAUACGGACGGCGAUCGGGGUAGGGGGGAGAUAGCCUGCAUUUCGUUUUCUCCUUUUUCGUAGGAUUGUUUUAUGGGUUCACAUCGACAGGCAUGUUAAGAGCUGCUCGCAAGCUUAACAAGUCAAUGAUAUCGAUGAUACUACUAAGGAUAAAUCAUCCGCUGCAUCACCGCUGUUCUGCCCGGCGAGCAUGAAUUGUAUCUACACAUUAGCGAGUGUUACCCGAUGGGGUGCGGACUCCAAUGUUUUCGACGUCGUAUAC
This is a messenger RNA of Suillus bovinus, 1389 nucleotides long. RefSeq names its product ribonuclease H-like domain-containing protein. Gene Ontology annotation, molecular function: poly(A)-specific ribonuclease activity; nucleic acid binding. The transcript has 7 exons. NCBI's taxonomy places the organism in Eukaryota, Fungi, Basidiomycota, Agaricomycetes, Boletales, Suillaceae. The coding region runs from base 118 to 1161 and encodes 347 amino acids. Gene Ontology annotation, cellular component: CCR4-NOT core complex; CCR4-NOT complex; P-body. The record is from RefSeq and is a predicted model, not a curated record.